Messenger RNA from Linum tenue, 972 nucleotides. The record is from the annotation of a GenBank genome assembly. Lineage: Eukaryota; Viridiplantae; Streptophyta; Magnoliopsida; Malpighiales; Linaceae.
CGCCGUCUGUGUAAACCCUCGCGAAGGAAGAGCUCCUCUGCAUAACCUGCAACCACAGCCGCAAAGGGUGCCUCUUUUCUUCUUCAUCUUCCAUCUGCAACCAUGAUUAUCUCAGAGAAGAACAGGAGAGAAAUCUCAAAGUACCUCUUUCAAGAGGGAGUGUGCUUUGCCAAGAAGGACUUCAACCUUGCCAAGCACCCUGAGAUCGAUGUUCCCAAUCUCCAGGUGAUUAAGCUGAUGCAGAGCUUCAAAUCGAAGGAGUAUGUCCGCGAGACCUUCGCCUGGAUGCACUACUACUGGUACCUUACCAAUGAAGGGAUUGAGUUCUUGAGGACUUACCUCAAUCUUCCAUCUGAGAUUGUGCCUGCGACUUUGAAGAAGUCUGCUAAGCCUCUUGGCAGGCCCAUGGGAGGUCCACCUGGUGACCGCCCGAGGGGUCCUCGUUUUGAGGGAGACCGUCCUAGAUUUGGUGAUCGUGAUGGGUACCGUGGUGGUCCUCGUGGAGGAGGUGAUUUUGCUGGUGGUGAGAAGGGAGGUGCUCCAGCUGACUUCCAGCCCUCAUUCAGGGCUCUGGUGGAAGGCCUGGAUUUGGUCGUGGUGGUGGCGGUUAUGGCGGUGGUGCACCACCAGCUCCAAGCAGUUCCGGUGGAUUUGCUUAAGAAUGUGCUUGUAACUUUAAUUUUGGCCGUCGCAUGGAUGUUUGCAUAUGUAGCCUUUGAAAGUUACAAACAUUUUUUAGUAUUCCGUUGCAGUAGUCUGUUAUUGUAAGGGAUUGACAACGAUGGAAACUCUUCUUUUACGAUGAUGUUGUCGAGUAUUUUGUUCGUUACUAUUGGCUCACUUUUCCCAGUUUCAAUUUACUCUCAAUCGUACUAAAUAGCAAGUUCAUGAUAUUAGUCUUUCUACAGAUGUUAGAUAUCUGCUGCUGGGCUAUGAUAUCGCUCUGUUAUUACUUGUCAUAGAAGUUAUGCC